AUGGCUGCUAAGAACAACAUGGAAUAUGUCCGGCACUAUCCAAGUCUUGGAAAUUCUGGCCCCAGGAUCUCCAAAAUUAACGUCGGUGCCAUGUCUUUUGGUCCCAAAAAGUGGCAAGAGCGGGUUCUUGAGGAAGACGAGGCACUUUCCCUUAUUAAACACGCAUACAAGGGCGGUAUAAACACUUUUGAUACGGCCGAUAUCUAUUCUCACGGUGUAUCCGAGGAAAUCGUGGGCAAGGCGUUGAAGAAAUACUCGAUCCCUCGCCAUCUCGUAGUUAUCAUGACCAAAUGUUAUUUUGGCGUGGACAAUAACGGCAAAAUGCUUCCAAUUCUCUUCUGUGGACGCAAUUAUGGUGACUGGGUCAACCGGGUCGGACACUCUCGCAAGCAUAUAUUUGAUGCUGUCGAUGCUAGCAUUGAGAGAUCGCGCACAUAUAUUGAUGUCCUCUAA
Molecule: messenger RNA, 453 nt
Organism: Penicillium canescens
Lineage: Eukaryota; Fungi; Ascomycota; Eurotiomycetes; Eurotiales; Aspergillaceae
Exons: 3
Coding region: 1-453 (150 amino acids)
Source: RefSeq, a predicted model, not a curated record